CGCAUGUGAGUGGGAUUUUAUGAAUUAUGCAAAUUUGAGCAGUUGUUCCUCUCCUCGGAUGAGAGGCUAGAUCCAGGAUAGCCGAGGAGUUCUGUUGUUCCUAAUAUAGGCGAACAUAAGUUUUUUUGUUGUUGCUACGGAAUAUAUCAGACGAGAAUGACUCGUUUUGUUUUGCGUGAUUAGAUGGCGGCGCUACAUCUCUGAAUUAGGAUGUUAUAGGCCAGGAAGUUAAGAAAAGCCGGUAGUGUUUAAGUGCAGCAAACAGUUUCGCCGGUCGGGGCUGCUCUUUGUCUGAUACAGAGAGCAGUCAACGCGUGCUCUUUUGUUUGGGGGUUUGUCAUUGUUUAACUGCAAACGGGCGAUCUUUGUUAUCGUUUAGGCCUCCCGAGGUUGAAAUAUUUGUUUUGAAACAUGCACCACAUGAAGAAAUAUUUCACCGAGGGACUCAUUCAGUUUACGAUUCUGCUGAGUUUGAUAGGAGUUCGUGUGGAUGUCGACACCUAUUUGAGCGGCUACUUCUCGCCGUUGAUAGAAACAGACGGAGGGCCGAGCUCGGCUUUCAUACAGACCCCGUUUCACCAUUACCGGGACACAGCGGCGGGCCAUCAGGUGCAUCCGAAAUGUCCCGAGCUGGACUAUUUUUUCACCAGCCGCAGGCUCUUGAAUGAAGUGCGCGCGCUCGGGUCCCCGGCCCGCUUCCCCACGCGUGUCAGCGCAUGGCUGGUGCACCUGGUGCCUGAUGAUGGCUCUGAUGCAGGUGAGGCACACGACCUGUCAGGGGACCCUGGUGAUGAGGAGGUAAAUGCCGAAAAUCACCGGGAAGAGGAUAAUGAGCACAGGGCUGGAGAGGUCUUCGGUGUGUCAGUUUCUCAGGACCUCACUGUUUCCAGGCCUUGCUGUGGAACUGGAGGACUUUCCAAAGAGGAAACUUCACUAGACCAAGUGAAUGAGGAGGAAGAGGAGGUGAAAGACGAGAGGGGGCAGGAGGAAACCAGCCCUGCUACGCUGAACCAGCUGACUCAGAGUUCUGCGUUAGAGCAGGAGGAUUUGCUGGGAAGUAGUACCCUUCCUCCACCUCUUUCUGGGCUUGAGCUUCCUCCACAGUGGCAUGACUUCCUCUCUGAAUUUGAUGAUUUGGACUCCAUAGUCCCCCAACGCAUGUCAGACUUAGAAGCUGAGCUUCCUAAUCCCAUCAGCUAUGACGUAAGCCUUCAAGAUGCAAUGGUUACUGGAGGAGAGUCAGUUAAUAGUAGGCCUGCAUCUUUCCGAACACCCCUCUUCCGUCUGGAGUCCACAAACUCUUCUCACUCAGACCCAUCUCAGAGCUCAGCAGGGGCACUUCCUUCAAUGCUCUUCUCUUUGUCUGGGAACAGCUCUCGUAAUGAAACCUCACCUUCGCAGAUGGGAGGCUAUCUAGAUGAGGCUGUUUUUGACCACAUCAAUAUGUUGGAUCUGGAUAAUCUUGGUACAAUCGACCCUCAGAUGCUGGGCGGCAUGCAAGGGGACAUGGACACUCCAUGGCCUGAGGAUUCAGAUUCUGGCCUGUCUUUGGAGAGCAGUUCAAGGAGCCCCACAUCCCCGUCUACAUCAUCCGAUUCAUUUUGUGAGGAUGAAGGUGGAGCUACAGGCUAUAGCAGUGAAGUGGAGUCUCUUUCGCCGAAAGGCGGAGCUUGUGCAGCCGCUUAUCGUGAUUGGUCACCUGUAAACCUCAUGGAAAACAUCUGGCACGAUCAUUCCUAUUCAGCCCAACAAGUGCAAAAUUCUACGACAUCUAGCUGGUUCACAGCAAUCAAACAGGAAGUGAUGAGCGAAGAUGAGGCUGAACCAGAAGAGAUGAGUCGUGACGAACAUCGGGUGCAGGCGUUGGGUCUUCCGUUUUCAGCCUUUCAGAUUGUCAACAUGCCAGUAGAAAACUUCCUGGAGCUGCUGGACAGCCAGAAUCUGUCAGGAUCAGAAGUCUCUCUCUUGCGUGACGUGCGCAGACGAGGUAAAAACAAGCUUGCUGCGCAGAAUUGCCGCAAGAGGAAACUGGAUGCGAUCCUGACCCUGCAGGAUGAGGUCGAGGGCCUGUCGGUGCAGCGGGAUGCUCUUCUGCGCCAGAGAUCCCACACAGCCAAAGCACUUUCUGCUGCUGCAGAGCGGUUCGAAAUGCUCUCGCAGACUGUGUUGAGCCAACUUCGGGAUGAAUAUGGACAUCCACUGAACCCUGAGCACUACAGACUGCAGUGCAGUGCUAACGGACGGGUGAUGGUUCAGCCUCGCACAAACACAACGUCAAGGACAAUGACAAGUAGCAAGAUGGUGAAAAGAAAGAAGGACAAGAAACCUUAAAGACUUUUUGAGUGUGUGCGUGUGCAUGCGUGCUUGUGUUGACACAAAUAUUUCUAUGUUUUCUGAGUUUUUAUGCUUGAGAUAAGAUAUUAUGGGGCAUUUCUGGCUCUUCUUUGUUCCUAAAAGCCAUUCGAAACUCAAGUGGAGGCAGAGAGACUGUAAUAAAUAGUACAUUCGGAGCAUAGGAGAAGCCUUGUUUAUUUGCAGGAGAGAAUGUACUGAAAACACUGGACGUUGUGAAUAGUAAGAGUGUGUAUAAAGAGUAUUUCUAAAGAGCACAUUUGAAAAUUAAAAUUCAUUUUGCUUUUUUUUUACUGUUAAUUUAAAUGGCAAGUUACUAAGUAAAGAUUUUUUUGCAUAUGGUCAUUAGAGGACCAUGUUGAUCAAGUCUGAUCACCAUUUCUUGCUGGAAUGAGCUUAAAAGGGCUUCUUGUGUUUUAUCACUCUCAUUUUGAUCCUACUCUGUGGUUUGUUGUCAUCUUUUGGAGAUGAAUUUUGGAACAACAUGAGGGCGAGUAAAAUUUUUGUGUUAACUAUCCCGCUAAUAUGAGGAACCCUUAAUUUCAACUAUUUGCAGACAUCAGAAUCAAACAACUUUGCAUUACCUUCAUAACUGUGUGUACAUUUCCUCACCAUUGAGAAAUAAAACGAUUUGUAAUAUGAUUUUGCAUCUGUGACAAACCGUGAUCACUCUGGUUAAAUUUUUCCUUUACAUUUACAUUACUGUCACUUACAUUUGCAUUUUACGUUUAUACACUUGCUUAACAAGAACAAUUGUAAUGCAUUCUUAUAGCUUUUUAUUAAAGGGCAAUGAGUUUGGAAUGCAGAUUUGUUUUUAGUUUGGUUUUCCUUUUGGGUGUUUUUUUUAUUUUAUUUUUUUUUUAAAUCUUUGAAAUAAAGUCACAGUAAAAACACCAAAUAAAAUGGAAGUAAUUAAAUGAAAAUAUGGAAUUGGUGAGUUUAGUUCCACCUCACAGCACAGUUACAUGAUUUGGAAAAGACAAGUACUGCAUUGGUUUAAUGACAAAUGAAUUAGUGUGUAAAGUAAAACAGGGCCCAAAUAAAUUAACCCUUCAAAUGAACAGGUUUAUAUCUAUUGGCAGAGCAGUUUGAUUUGUGUUUCUGAGGAGUAGCUGCUUUUCUUUUUUCAGUUUUUCUAUUAUGUGUGUUUUUGAGCAUUUAUUUGUAUGUUUGUGUGUAAGGGUUUGGAAAACAUUAAUUUUACACAGGGAUGUUCAAAAUCUCUUUUAUAUCUUUUAAAAUGAAUAAAGGAGGAAAAAUUAAUUGA
Carassius auratus (goldfish) is the source of this 3619-nucleotide messenger RNA. It is a transcript of the gene nfe2l3, whose product is annotated as nfe2 like bZIP transcription factor 3. Gene Ontology annotation, cellular component: nucleus. Gene Ontology annotation, molecular function: RNA polymerase II cis-regulatory region sequence-specific DNA binding; DNA-binding transcription factor activity, RNA polymerase II-specific. The record is from RefSeq and is a predicted model, not a curated record. Gene Ontology annotation, biological process: regulation of transcription by RNA polymerase II. The transcript has 4 exons. Bases 412 to 2331 code for a protein of 639 amino acids. NCBI's taxonomy places the organism in Eukaryota, Metazoa, Chordata, Actinopteri, Cypriniformes, Cyprinidae.